This is a messenger RNA of Anthostomella pinea, 867 nucleotides long. The record is from the annotation of a GenBank genome assembly. NCBI's taxonomy places the organism in Eukaryota, Fungi, Ascomycota, Sordariomycetes, Xylariales, Xylariaceae.
AUGGCCCUCACAUUCGACAACAUCCUCAACUUCCGCGAUGUGGGAAAGACCGUGAACGACUAUCUCGGCCGCAGGAUCGUCAAGGAAGGCGUGCUAUACCGCUCUGCGCGACCCGACGAUGCGACAGAGCAGGACCGCAGAAGGCUCACCGACGAGCUUGGAAUCAAGACCGUGAUCGACCUGCGCACCAAAACAGAGCACCUCAAACAAGCCGAAAAGCGACGCGCCGACCUCCAGGUCCCCGCGCUGCUGCAGUCCAACGCGACCCUCGCGCGGCCCGUGCAGAUCCCCGGCCUGCGGUACCGCGAGAUCAAAGUCACGGGCGGCGCGUUUGAGAAGUUCCUGCUGAGCCAGCUGUCGUGGUGGAACUACCUCAAGCUCAUCUCCCUCUACGUAAGCGGCCACCGCAUGGAGGCCAUCAGCCUGCUCGGCCGCGAGGUCAUGCAGCCGAGGGGCCUCGUGGGCUUGGGUCUGAUCACGAUGGACGCGUCCGGGUCGGAAAUCGCUGAGGGGCUCCGCACAUUCACCGACCCAUCCUCCGUCCCGGCCCUGGUGCACUGCACGCAGGGCAAGGACCGGACGGGCCUCAUCAUCGCACUGACCCUCAUGGUCCUCGGCGUGCCGGUCGAGGCCAUGUCGCACGACUACCUGCUCUCACGGGCGGGUCUCGAGGCCGAGAAGGAAACCAGGCUGGCUGAGAUCAGAGAGCUUGGGUUGACGCCCGAGUGGGGAGACUGCCCUGAGGAUUUCGUCGUGAGAGUACAUGAGCAUGUGAAUACGAAGUACGGCGGCAUAGACGGCUAUCUAGAUAGCAUCGAGUUUGGAAAGUCGGAACGGCAAAAGUUGGUCCAAGCCUUGGGAGCAUAA